Molecule: messenger RNA, 3842 nt
Organism: Siniperca chuatsi (mandarin fish)
Lineage: Eukaryota; Metazoa; Chordata; Actinopteri; Centrarchiformes; Sinipercidae
Gene: vwa2
Product: von Willebrand factor A domain containing 2
Exons: 14
Coding region: 213-2603 (796 amino acids)
Molecular function (GO): calcium ion binding
Source: RefSeq, a predicted model, not a curated record
GAGGAGGACAAAUUAGACUCCGCCGGUGCAGGUACAUCAGAGGUGGGCAUGGCGAGGAGGUGGGGUCGCUGCUCUCCUCCUGCCCGGAGCAGAAAGCCGCGGUAGAUCAGCCCCAGAGCGGAAACAAAGAGGUGCGGGGAGCCGGUGAGGACCGCUUGCUGAAAGAAGAAGUUGAAGGAUUGUGAGCACUGAACAGCGCAUGGUGUACCGACAUGCACCCUGAUAUCCGUCUCUCCCUACUCUUCACGCUGCUGCUUCUUCAAGUCCAGCAGGGCACAUCGGUGCAGGAGAUCCAAACCAGCCAUGAAAACAUCGUAAAGAUCAACUCAGCAGGAGAAACGAUGCAGUGCUCAGCAGCCAUGGAUGUCCUCUUCCUCAUGGAUGGUUCUUACAGCGUGGGGAAGGGCAGCUUUGAGAGGUCCAAACACUACGCAAUCAAACUUUGUCAAGCACUAGACAUUGGACCAGACAAGGUGCGAGUCGGCGUGAUUCAGUUUGGUUCCACUCCUCGGCUGGAAUUUGCCUUGGACUCAUACACCACCAAACAAGAGCUGAAGAAGCACGUGAAGAAGAUUUCUUACAGAACUCCCAGGGGAGGUGGCACCCAGACAAGCCUGGCUCUAAAGUACGUGCUGAGGAAGGGUUUCCCAGGCGGCCGUAACUCCUCCACUGCGGCCCGGAUUGCCAUCCUCUUAUCAGAUGGGAAGUCUCAGGGCAACACAGUGCAGGUGGCUGCACAGCUCAAAGAGACAGGUGUGGUUUUGUUUGCUGUGGGCCUUCGCUACCCCAGGUGGGAGGAGCUACAUGCUUUGGCCAGUGAACCAAUAGAGAGCCAUGUGUUCUUCGCUGAGCAUUUCUACGAUGCUGUGAAUGGCCUGUACACCACACUGACCGCCUUCUCGAUCUGCAAUGCUACACCUGCAGGCUGUCAGGUGGAGUUGUUUCCCUGUGAGAGGAAGACACUGGAGACAGUGAAAGAGCUGCAGGGGAAUUUCAUGUGUUGGAAAGGCUCCAAGGGUUAUUCCCCGUACACAUCUCUCUGUCCGUACUACAGGUACAACAAGGUGUACAAGAGACACCGGACAGUCUGCCAUCGGACUAUCUGUCCAGAUCCCUGUGACUCUCAGCCCUGUCUGAAUGGUGGAACAUGUGUAUCAGAAGGUCCAGAGGGUUACCACUGCGUAUGUCCACCUGGCUAUGGAGGAGACCCACACUGUGCUCCUGCAUUAUCACUGGACUGCUCUGUAGACUUACUGUUCCUGGUGGAGGGCUCUGCCACGCUCACCUUGGAAGGCUUCCUUCGCCUCAAGUCCUUCUUAAAGCGCUUCCUGCAGACUGUGAUUGGGUCGGAUAGUCCCAGUAAAGUCGGCCUGGCAGUGUUUGGUGGAGAGGCCAGAGUCGAGGCCCAGGUGGGCAAGUUCAAAGGGGACCUGAGGGGUCUGCUUAAGGCUGUGGAGGCACUUCAACCAAUCGGCGGCGAGACCCGGACAGGCCAGGCACUUCGCUACGUCACACGUCACGGCUUCGUGAGCACGCCGGUCUUUGCAGACGUGGCGGACGAUCUGCCCCGCGUGGUGGUGCUGCUCACUGCCACUCCUGCGGUUGACGACGUGAUAGAGCCCUCUAAAUACGCACGAGACAGAGAGAUCUUUCUGAUAGGGGUGGGACCAGACUACUUAAAGGGACAACUGAAUAAUAUCACAGGAAAUCCCCAGAGGACAAUCACCUACACAUCACCUGAGUUCAGUGCCAAGAUCCCUGAACUCAAGGCUAAGAUCUGCAGUGUGGAUACACAAGGUUGUCUGGGACAAGCAGUAGACCUGGUGUUUGCCCUGGAUGCCUCAGGUGGCGUCGGCCGUGAUAACUUUGCCACCCUGCGCGACUUUGUGCGCAGCCUCACCGUCCAGUUCGACAUCAACCGCGAUGUGGCUCAAGUGGCACUUGUGGCCUUCAGUCGGAGAGCCACCACCGUCUUCAGCCUGGACACCCAUGAGACCGGCUCUGCCAUCCUCAAGGCUGUAGGUGACACCAGCUACAUGGGUGGAGUGGCUUCAACGGGCGCAGCUUUACUUCACAUCCACUCCAACGUCCUGACAGUGGCCAAAGGCGCACGGCCCGGAGUCAACAAGGCUGUGGUGGUGGUGACGGAUGGUUCAGGCGGGGAUGACGCUGUUGUUCCAGCUCAAAAGAUAAGAGACAAUGGAGUUUCCCUGUUUGUGAUCGGUAUUGGAGAUGUACAGAGUGAAGGGCUGCUGCAGAUUGCUGGUUCAGAGGAGCACAUGAUCUCUGUGCCAUCUUACGAGGAUCUCAAGUACUUUGAGGAUGUGCUGGUACAGAUGCUGUGUUCAGAGGCUAAAAUGCCGGUAAACCUGUGCAAGCCCAACCCAUGUAUGAAUGAUGGGAUCUGCAUCCUGACCGGAGGGAGCUUCCGUUGUCAGUGCCAAGGCUAUGAAGGACCACACUGUGAAACAAGAAGCAGCAGGCCUUCAUCCAGAGGAGAUCUUCCGAGGCCUGUUGGUCUCAGGAAGAAGAGCAGGCAGAAGAAGAGCCACCAAGAGCUCCUGCAUCACUACAAACUGCACCGCAGGAGACAUGCUGCCUGAUACACCAUGCACACAUAAGCACAUGCUGUACACAAAAACAAGUCACUUAUGGACACUAAAGAACCAAGGAUGUUUGCAGGUACACAAUGGAGUAAAGGGAAAACUAAUGUUACUGUUUCAAUAUUUAAACUUGCACUCGAACUUCAACAAGUGCCUUCAAACUAUAUGUAUUUCUACUGCAGUGUCCAUUUGUGUCCUAGUUUGUUUUUGUUGGAUUUGUCAGCCAUCACUGUACUCACUGUUGUGCAGUUGUCUCAACAUGGUUCUCUUGUCCAUUCAAAGAUGUAGACUUUUAUAUUAUAGUGUAUAUCUAUGUCAUGAUUUUAUUUUUAUGUAUAAUCACCACAACCUUUUUUCCUCCUUCCAACCAAGACAAAAACAUCAAAUUUGUUCCAAGAAAUGCUUUAUACCAAGUGCCAAAUAUAAUAUUUUGACAUUCUUCUUUACAAUAGGCCCUUCCUAAAUUCACUCAACUGAUUGUAGUUUGUUAGAUGUUAAAAAGAUGAUUGUUUAUUCUCACUAAUGAACAAAAUUAUUUUAUAAAUAUAUGUGUAUAUAUGUAUUUCCUAUUAAUUAUAUUAGUGCUGUAUAACACUUAGAAAAUAUGGCUGGUUUUGUACUUAAACUUAUCCUGUACUCUACUAAUACCAGUUUUGGGGAAAAGAGAAAAAACUGCAUAAUGUAUGAUUUGUCAAUCCAACUUUAGUAAAAAGUGUCUAUAUUUAAACAGUAUAAUUGUUCCAAAUUGUACAUUUGAAAGGGCUAGUCAUUUAAAUUAAUUUAAUUUAAAAUGUAAACGCUUUGAACCUUCAAAAACGUUUUCCAGACGAACAUCGUAUUAUCAAAUGACUCCCCUUCAUGAAUGCUUUAUUACUUCAUUAAUGAGAAGUGACUGAGUUGACUGUAAUUACCCUGUUAAAUUUUAAUGCUGCAGGCUUACAGUGUCCUUUGCAUUGUUACUACAGUGAACCUUGAGUCCAUUUUCAGCAGACAAGCUGGACUGACAGAUGUAACGUUAAAGGCUAAAGGAGACAUUUUCAUAAACAAAUUUAAAGCCAGUAUUGUCAGUACAUUUUUAUUUGAAUAAAAAGUGCAUUUUUAGCUAGCAAUACAAGCCAAAAGGCUGAAUAAUGGUGUAAAUAUAUUUACAUCUUGGCUAUCAGCAUAUAUGAACCAAGCAAUCUGGAGUGUACAAAAUGGCCAAUUUUCUGUCUUAAACUAAAGUGGUUUUCAAAUGUU